AUGUCCUUCCAGCAAAACGCCUACGUCCUGGGCGUCGGCCUGACGCAAUUCAUCAAACCCCGCCAACUCCGCCCGUACCCGGAGCUGGGGUUCGAAGCCGGCACCAAAGCCCUGCUGGACGCGCACAUCACGUACGACGAUGUCCAAACCGGCGUGGCGUGCUACUGCUACGGCGACACGACCUCGGGGCAACGCAUCUUCUACCAGUUCGGCAUGACCAACAUCCCCAUCUACAACACCAACAAUGCGUGCGCCACGGGGUCGACGGGCCUCCAGAUGGCCCGGACGUUGGUGAAAGGCGGGAUUGUGGAUGUCGUCAUGGUGAUUGGGUUUGAGACGAUGAAGCCGGGAAGCAUCAAAUCCAUCUGGGACGACCGGCCGAGUCCCAUGGGGUUGGGCACGCGGUUGAUGGAGGAGACGCGCGGCAAGUACGACUCGCCGCGGAAUGCGCAGUUCUUUGCCAAUGCCGGCAGGGAGUACAUGGAGAAGUACGGCGCCACGGCGCGCGACUUUGCCGAGAUCGCCCGCAUCUCGCACGAACACUCGUCGCGCAACCCCUACGCGCAGUUCCGCGACGUCUACACGCUCGAACAGAUCGAAAAGUCGCCCAUGAUCCACUACCCGCUCACGAAACUGCAAUGUUCACCCACCUCGGACGGCGCGGGCGCCGCCGUCAUCGUCUCUCAGCGGUUUUUGGAUUCCCGGCCCGAACUCAAAUCCCACGCCGUCCUCAUGGCGGGCCAGUCGCUCAUGACGGACUCGCCCGCCCUCUUCUCCCGGUCGGCCAUGGACCUCGUGGGCUUCGACAUGACGCGCCGGGCCGCGAAAGCGGCGCUGGCCGAGGCCGGCGUUGCAGCCACGGACGUCAAGGUGUGCGAAAUGCACGACUGUUUCUCGGCCAACGAGUUGAUCACGCUCGAGGGGCUCGGGUUCUGCGAGCCGGGCAAGGCGCACCUGAUGGUGCGGAAUGGCGACAUCACGUACGGCGGCAAGGGACCCAUCAUCAACCCGUCGGGCGGGUUGAUCUCGAAGGGUCACCCGCUGGGCGCGACGGGGCUGGCGCAGUGCGCGGAGCUCACGUGGCAGUUGAGAGGGUGGGCGAACAAUGGUCGGUUGGUGAAAGACGUCGAUGUCGCGCUGCAGCAUAAUUUGGGUCUGGGCGGGGCUGUCGUCAUCACGGUGUAUAAGCGCGGGGAUGGGCGCAAGAAUACGGAUGUGGCCCUCGGUGAUGCCGAGAUCGCUGAACUGAGCGGUGUGGGGUAUAAUCCGGCGGUGGAGGCCAGGGGGGUCACCAAGGAGGAUUUCGAGAAGAUCAGGAGUAAGAGUGGGAGGAGCGAUUAUGCGUUGGGUGAGACGGCGGAGAAGAUUCAGGCUAGAUUGUGA
Cladophialophora yegresii CBS 114405 is the source of this 1383-nucleotide messenger RNA. RefSeq names its product acetyl-CoA acyltransferase. The transcript has 2 exons. Gene Ontology annotation, molecular function: acyltransferase activity, transferring groups other than amino-acyl groups. The record is from RefSeq and is a predicted model, not a curated record. Bases 1 to 1383 code for a protein of 460 amino acids. NCBI's taxonomy places the organism in Eukaryota, Fungi, Ascomycota, Eurotiomycetes, Chaetothyriales, Herpotrichiellaceae.